AUGUAUUGUUUGCAAUGGCUGAUUCCUGUGCUACUGAUUCCGAAGCCCGUCAACCCGGCACUCGUGAACACUCAUGUUAUGUUCAUGGUGCUAUAUUUAAUAGGAUUUUUCCUAGAAAGAAAACCGUGUACAGUGUGCAGUGUCGUUUUCCUUGCCGCCGUUAUACUUAUAUGUUACAGCGGGAUCGGCAAUUGUUUGUUCUGGGCGAGUCAGUGUGAAGGCGAAAAAUACGACACUUAG
Parnassius mnemosyne (clouded apollo) is the source of this 240-nucleotide messenger RNA. The record is from the annotation of a GenBank genome assembly. Lineage: Eukaryota; Metazoa; Arthropoda; Insecta; Lepidoptera; Papilionidae.